AUUUUUUUUUUCAGAACCAUCCAUUUAUUCUCAACAGCAAGCGAGAUCGAAGGCACGACCUUGUUGUACUUGUUCAAGAUGUCCUCGGCGCAUAAUUCCUGUGAAUGCUUCGACUAUUUUUACGGAUUCGUAAAGAGGAAAAUCAUUUUGUGGACUUAA
This is a messenger RNA of Haemonchus placei, 159 nucleotides long. Lineage: Eukaryota; Metazoa; Nematoda; Chromadorea; Rhabditida; Trichostrongylidae. The record is from the annotation of a GenBank genome assembly.